AUGCAUGUGCAAUAUUGUGUCUUACGUAAUCCCAUGUUUGUCAAACUGAAGGCAUCUAAUGUGCAUUCGCUGGAUGUUCCUGAUGAAGACCACAUCCACGCUUCAGCUUCUGUAAACAUGGGCACUGAAGGACUGACAUUACAUCUCCUGGAGGCCCUGGUGUCACAUCCGGUUUUGACCUUUGCCCUACUUGUGGCCGCUCUGUUGUCCACUUGGUGGUACAUCAGAGACUCCUACGAAGUGGACACCUUCAGCCUCAAGCAGGUGUUCAUCACAGGCUGUGACAGUGGCUUUGGCAAUCUGCUGGCCAGGCAGCUGGACCUCAAAGGCUUCUGCGUCAUAGCGGCCUGUCUCACCCAGAAAGGAGCGGCAGAUUUGGCGAGCUCGGCCUCCCCCAGGCUGAAGACCCUCAUCUUGGACGUGACGGACAGCGAGAGCAUCAGGAGAGCGCGGCGGUUCGUAAGCAAGGAGGUGGGAGAGCGAGGCUUGUGGGGGUUAGUGAACAAUGCUGGCAGAUCCACGCCCAUCGGCCCGCUAGAAUGGAUGCACUUGGAGGACUUCACCAAAGUGUUGGAAGUCAACCUGAUGGGCGUCAUUGAGGUGACGCUGCAGUUUCUGCCGCUCCUGAAGAAAGGUAGAGGCCGGCUGGUCAACGUCUCCAGUGUUCUCGGCCGGCUGGCGAUCAUCGGAGGAGGUUACUGUCCUUCCAAGUGGGGAGUGGAGGCCUUCUCUGACAGCCUCAGGAGGGACAUGCAGCAGUUUGGGGUGAAAGUGAGCAUCAUUGAACCUGGUUUCUUCAGGACUAACCUGACCAGGCUGGGUCCUAUUGAGGCCGAUCUCAGGAGGCUUUGGACCCGCCUCCCUCAGGAAGUGAAAGACUCCUAUGGGGUGACCUACCUUGAUGAGUACCUGAAGUGCCAGGACUUUUCCAUGCGCAUCUUGGCAAGUCCACGCAUCGCCACGGUAACGAGGUGCAUGGAGAAGGCUGUGAGCGCACGUUUCCCUCGCACACGCUACACUGCAGGCUGGGACGCCGCACUCCUCUGGCUGCCUUUGUCCUAUUGCCCCUCUUUUGUGUGCGACUUUGUGCUCCGCCUUCUUCUACCUCCACCUGCAGCACACACACUUUGAACACACACCUUACCUGGCACAAAAUACAACUUUUAUUCCACCAUUUCAAGUGUACAGACUUAUUGGGAAUCAUUGUGAGACAAGAUGACUUCUCUUCUCUUCUGUGGCUUUUCAUCAAUCAUCUUCCAUGGUCAAGUGUGGCGUCCAUCAGGAGUCAUGAAGUCACAUUUGUUCAACUGCAUGUUUGAGGUGCGUGUAUGUAGAUAUAUAUAUUGGACACCUUUUAUCUUAUGGCAACAUGAACUACUCAUUAAUAUUGAAAUUUACAAAUAUACAACAUAUUUAUCAGUGCAAAAGAUAUAAACAUCAGAAUAAAGAAUUGGCAUAUGAAAUGUCACAAGGCAUAUACUUUUUUUUUCUUCUUCAUUCUUGAAAUGUAAUCGUUUUUUUUUUUCUCUCACAGGCUGCAUAAAAAAAUAAAUUCUGUGCAAAGUGUGAUCUCUGGCCGGGGUUAUACGUCACCGUCCUCUUUGACCAGGUUGGCUGUGUCUUUGAAACUGUCCUCUGUGGGGGAAAAGGUGCUGGUGUGAUGAUGAUGAUGGUGAUGAUGAUGGUGAUCCCUCCUCGGAGGUUUAGUGGGCGAGGGCUCAGGCGCCAGAGUGUCUCCGCCGCUUUCUUCGGGCUUCUCGUCCUUCAUCUGUCAAAUAUUUCAAACAGUGAGUGAAUCUUGUGAGUUUGUUGUCAUGAGCAACCUUGGCUCACCUUGAAGUAGGACAGGUUCUCAAAUGCGAGGCUCGGCUUCAGUUUGCGCUUGAAUAAUCUCCAUGUUGACUCCUUAAGACCACAACACAAACAUCGUUGUUUGCACGACAACUCACACAAAACUAUGAUUUGUUAUUAGGGCCUGAUCUACUAAAGGUUUGCACAUGCAAACUUGAUAGCACAAGAUUGCAUCUCUUAAAUUAGAUGAUUUAGCGUGUCUUUCUUGAAUUAAUAUGCAGAAAAUAUGCUGCUAAUCAGAACGGCCACAAUACUUGGAAGAGAAAAUGCUAAUUUAAUUAUUUAGCACACACAGUGGGAUCUAUCAAGACUGAAAUUGUUCUGCGGCCGCUGUUUUGUGUCUUCAGUACCUCUAUAAAGGACGUGCAAACUGGCAGUUGCAGAGAAUUGGCUGUGAGAAAGGAGUGCGUUGUAUUCUUGUCAACAUAUUUGGACUGUCAACAGUCUAUUCAGCAAUAUCAUUUUAUGAUUUUAUAGCUCCUGGAUGAAUUAAGGGGCUGUUUGACACAAAUUCAAUAAAUAGAAAUAUAAAUAUAAAAAUAAACAGUCUAUUCAGCAAUAUCAUUUUAUGAUUUUAUAGCUCCUGGAUGAAUUAAGGGGCUGUUUGACACAAAUUCAAUUGAUGCAUUUUGAUGUCUGUUGGCAUUUGUCUUUAUUGACAUUCAUUUUUUUCACAGACUACACGGGGCCUGAUUUACCAAGAUCCAAAUAACAGGUGUUAAAUAGUGUGCCAACUAUUAAAUUGUGUGUGAUCUACUAAGACUGCGUGUAAAAUUGAUAACAGGUGCAGACCACCUUAUUUAAAUAAGGUUUUUGUGUGUACUCCUGGCAUUAUAUUUACAUACACUAUGUUCUCCCAUUGAAAAUGUGUGGUGCAAUAUGAAGGCUAAAAUAUCAGAAGGGAGACUGUUGAACAACUUAAGCUGUACAUCAAGGAAGAAUGGGAAAGAAUUCCACUUAAAAAAUGUGUCUCCUCAGUUCCCAAACCUUUACUGAGUGUUGUUAAAAGGAAAGGCCAUGUAACACAGUGGUAAAAAUGCCUUUUUUGCAAUGUGUUGCUGCCAUUAAAGUAUAAGUUCAUGAU
Molecule: messenger RNA, 2935 nt
Organism: Entelurus aequoreus (snake pipefish)
Lineage: Eukaryota; Metazoa; Chordata; Actinopteri; Syngnathiformes; Syngnathidae
Gene: rdh1
Product: retinol dehydrogenase 1
Exons: 6
Coding region: 1-1131 (376 amino acids)
Source: RefSeq, a predicted model, not a curated record